Messenger RNA from Asparagus officinalis (garden asparagus), 6098 nucleotides. RefSeq names its product DDB1- and CUL4-associated factor homolog 1. Gene Ontology annotation, molecular function: protein binding. NCBI's taxonomy places the organism in Eukaryota, Viridiplantae, Streptophyta, Magnoliopsida, Asparagales, Asparagaceae. Gene Ontology annotation, biological process: protein ubiquitination. Gene Ontology annotation, cellular component: nucleus; Cul4-RING E3 ubiquitin ligase complex. The record is from RefSeq and is a predicted model, not a curated record.
GAAGGAGGAGAUCGGAGGAGGGCGAGCGUGGGAGAGCGAGGACGAGGCGCUUCUCACUAGGGCUCAGGACCUGAUCUUCAAGAUUUGGGAGGUGCGGGCAAACCCUAACCCUAGGCACCUUCACACUCUCGCCUCCAUUCUCGAAACUGAAGAAUCGAGAUUUCUAAAAGAGACUGGGAGUUCAUCUUUGAAUACUACUGCCCGUUCAUCUCAUAGUAUUGGGAGGCUGGGGCACUUAGUGCGGGAGAAAAAUGAGGCUUUCUACGAGUUGAUAUCUUCUAAGAUACUAUCGGAAAGUAGAUACUCUAUCAGUGUCCGCGCUGCUGCUGCUAGGGUACUUCUCAGCUGCUCUACAACUUCGACUUACCCACAUGUAUUUGAUGAUGAUGUUGUGGAUAAUAUUAGAACAUGGGUUAUGGAGGAUUCAGUUAAAGUGUCUCCUGAUGAUUGUGAUUGGAAGCGUGACUUAGGGGGCGAUAAACCAACAGAUUCUGAAAUGCUAAGAACUUAUGCUACUGGACUCCUUGCGAUAUCUUUGAUUGGGGCCGGCCAGGUGAUUGAAGACGCUCUGAAAAAAGAAGUAGGUUUGCCGAGAAAGCUAAUGCGUUAUUUGCGUACACGAAUACUUGGGGAUGUUACUGUUGGUCAGAAGGAUGCUUCUUUUCCAACUGACAGUAAACAUUCCAAUACACCCUUAAGGGUUAGAGAAGAAAGCAGAGGCAGAUCUCUGCAGGUUUUGGAUGCAUCUCGAUUGGAUGGAGUAAGACCUGGAGAUGAGGGAUUAUCAGGUGAGCAGGAUGGAGCUCGUGAAAGAAAUAUGAGUAUUAGGCAAGGACAUGGAGAAGAGUCCCGUGUAGAUGGUGGUGAGUCGCUGAAAUCUGAACUUGUGGAUUCCUUAUCUCAUGUGGUUGGCAUACAUGAGAUGAUUGACGAAGAUGAUGAUCUUGCUCAUGAUGGAAGGAACACCAUGGAUUUGAUUGAUGGAAGGUCAAAAUAUGGUGAAUGGUCUGUUGUUGGAAGAGCGACAAGAGAUGAGAUUGCUGAUGAAAGUGUGAGGGAUGAGUCAUCAAGGCGAAGGGUAAAUCGUUGUUGGUCUAGGAGCAGAGGAAAAAGCAUCCGUAGUGAAGGCACUUUGGAAAAUGAAAGACCUUUUAUGUCUCCUCCAGGUUUACAGUUAGCUGGAGUGAGGGAAUGCAGGGAUAGGAAUCAAGGAAGAAAUGAUGAUGUCAAAAGACUUAUGGAUACAAAAAGUAACUCAGGCAGGACUUGUUAUGAUGUCUCUACAAUCAAAGAGGAUAGUGACGAACGAUUUAGAGGAUGCACUAUUGGGUCCAGGGAUAUAUCUGAGAUUGUAGAGAAAGCAACAAGAGCUGCGGAAGCAGAAGCCAGAACAGCUAAUGCACCAGAAGAGGCGAUCAAAGCAGCUGGAGAUGCAGCUGCUGAACUGGUAAAAUCUUCUGCUUUUGAGGCUUGGAAAAACAUGAAUGAUGAAGAAGCUGCUGUUCAAGCUGCUUCUAAAGCUGCAUCUACAGUUGUGGAUGCUGCUAAGGCAGUUGAGGUUUCACGGAAUACAAGCAUAGUCAGCAAUGAUCUCACGGGUUUGAAGAUGGUGAAGUCUGACAUAGAUGAAAAGCUGGAGGAACUGUUCAUUUUGGAUAAGGAGCCUCUGGCACGACUCAGAGAAAAAUACUGCAUUCAGUGCCUUGAAAUUCUGGGGGAAUAUGUUGAAGCUUUAGGUCCUGUUCUGGGAGAAAGAGGUGUGGAAGUGUGCAUUUCACUCUUGGAACACUGUUUGAAGGAUGAAGGUUCAAUUGAGCAGUUGACAUUACUGCCUGAAGUUCUCAAACUAAUCUUUGUCUUAGCUGCUCAUAAGAAAUUUGCUGCUGGAUUUAUUGAUAAAAAUGGUAUUCAGGGACUUCUUUCUGUUCCGAGGAUCCCUCAAACCUUCUUUGGGCUUUCUUCUUGCUUAUAUACUAUUGGCUCCCUUCAGGGGAUCAUGGAACGUGUUUGUGCGUUACCUUCUGACACAGUGCUUAAGGUGGUUGAGUUGGCACUUCAGCUUCUUGAGUGUCCUCAGGAUCAAGCUAGAAAAAAUGCUGCUCUUUUCUUAGGUUUUGCAUUUGUGUUCAGAGCCAUUCUUGAUGCUUUUGAUGCACAAGAAGGUUUGCAGAAAACUUUAAAUGUUUUACAUGGUGCUGCUUCAGUUAGAUCAGGUGGAAACUCAGGAGCAUUAGGCAUACCAAAUGGAACUUUGCGCAAUGAUGGGUCACCUGCGGAAGUUUUGACUGCAUCAGAAAAGCAGAUUGCUUAUCACACAUGUGUUGCGCUGAGGCAAUACUUCAGAGCCCAUCUACUUCUGCUUGUGGAUUCUCUUCGACCAAAUAAAAAUAGUCGUACAACAGUCCGAAGGGCUGCCAAUAAGCCACUUGACAUCAGCAAUGAGGCUAUGGAUGCAGUUUUCCUUCAGAUUCAGCGGGACAGAAAGCUUGGAUCUGCCUUUGCGAGGGUCCGGUGGCCUGCAGUUGACAAGUUCUUAACUUCUAAUGGACAUACAACUAUGUUGGAGUUAUGUCAGGCUCCACCUGGUGAGCGAUAUCUACAUGAACUUGGCCAAUUUGCGUUGGGCAUCCUUCAUAUUGUUACAUUCAUACCCCAAGGCCGCAAGGUUGUUGUUCAUGCCUCUUUGAGCAAUGGCCGUGUUGGCAUGGCAGUCAUAUUAGACGCAGCCAAUAGUUUUGGAUAUAUGGAUGCAGAGUUGAUUCAUGCAGCAUUGAAUGUAUUAGUAAAUCUUGUGUGUCCUCCUCCUUCGAUCAGCAAUAAACCUUCUGCAUCUGCGCAAGGUCAGCAAUCUGUUUCGGUUGUAAAUGAUGCAGCUACAGAAAUUAGAGAAAGGAACACUGAGAGAAACAUCACAGAUCGCACUGUUCCAUUGCUGACCCAGAAUGACAACCGGGAGCGGAUUGGGGAAGGUAACAUGGGGGAAAGAGGUGCCCCAUUUACUGGAGGUAAUUCACAAAUUUCAGUUUCUGGGGUCUCAUCUGGUAUGGUUGGAGAACGCAGAAUAUCGUUAGGACCAGGAACUGGUUCUGCUGGCCUUGCUACUCAGAUGGAUAAGGUAUACCAUUUGGCAAGACAAGCUGUUCGUGCAAACAAUGGUAUAAAGGUCCUUUUACAUCUUCUACAUCCUAGGAUGAUAACACCUCCUCAAACUCUCGACUGUCUUCGAGCUCUUGCUUGUCGUGUUCUGUUGGGUUUAGCUAGAGAUCAUACAAUCACACACAUAUUGACGAAGCUCCAGGUUGGGAAAAAGCUCUCAGAACUCAUUAGAGAUUCUGGCAGCCAGGCAGCUGGAGCUGAGCAGGGAAGGUGGCAGGCUGAGUUGACUCAAGUGGCAAUUGAGUUGAUUGCGAUUGUGACUAAUUCUGGAAGAGCAAGCACCUUGGCAGCCACCGAUGCUGCUGCGCCCACAUUGAGGCGCAUAGAGAGGGCAGCAAUAGCUGCAGCAACUCCCAUUACUUACCAUUCCAGGGAACUAUUGCUUCUUAUACAUGAGCAUCUUCAAGCAUCUGGCUUAACCGCUUCAGCUGCAUUACUGCAGAAGGAGGCUGAUUUGACACCUUUGCCUCCAUUAUCGGCACCCCAACCUCCUCUCCAUCAAACCUCUUUGCUGGAAAGCUCAACAAUGCAACUACCUUGGCCCUCUGGCCGUGUUUCUUCCGGGUUCCUCUUGGAUAAUGCAAAGCCAAGUUCUGUAGAUGAGAGUGCAGGUGCAAAAUCAGACUCCAACUUGUCUUCAUGGAGAAAGCCAUUGGUCUUUACUAAAAGUCAGCUUCAUUCACCUGCAUCCCUUAAUUACAAAACUAGUGCGCUAAAAAGCCCAUCGGUAUCUAACCGUGGUUCAGAAGACACUUCAUCCCUUUCUGAUGCCAAGUCUAAUGUAGACAUUGAGCCUCCACUUAAAACACCUCUACUGCUGCCAUUGAAAAGGAAAUUUUUGGACGUCAAGGAUCCUAAUUCACUAUCUUCUAAGCGCCCUGCUACAGCUGAGCUUGUAUCUCAGUCACCAGUGUUUCAGACACCAAAUAUUGUACGCCGAGCUAAUCUGCAGGUGGAUACUACUGGGCUGUCUCCUGCUGCAAAUGCUACUCCACGUGAUCCUGGAAGGACAACAUCUGUCUUAUUUGAUAAUAACUCUGAUGAACAUCUAUACCAGGGCACUCCUGGGGCACCAGUAACACCUUUCUCCCAACUUACGAAUCCAGCUGAUGCUCAACCUGGAAAUGCUGAGCGAAUGACCCUUGAUUCUUUGGUUGUCCAAUAUCUGAAGCAUCAGCAUCGUCAGUGCCCAGCUCCGAUAACUACAUUACCUCCUCUUUCUCUCUUGCAUCCUCACGUGUGUCCUGAACCAAGCCGUAGCCUUAACGCACCUAUAAAUGUAACUGCACGUGUUAGCAACCGUGAAUUCAGUAAACACUACGGCGGGAUCCAUGCUCAUCGUAGGGACCGCCAAUUUGUUUACAGCAGGUUCAGGCCAUGUCGCACUUGCCGGGAUGAUGCAGCCCUUUUAACUUGUAUUACCUUCUUGGGUGAUUCGUUUCGCAUUGCAACUGGCAGUCACUCUGGUGAGCUGAAAGUAUUUGACUUAAACGAUGGCAGUGUAUUGGAGAGCCAUUUAUGCCACCAGUCACCUGUUUCCAUAAUUCAGUCAGCAUUUUCUGGUGACACCCAGAUGAUUCUUUCAUCCAGUUCAUAUGAUGUAAAGCUUUGGGAUGCUUCAUCUGUAUCAGCUGGGCCCUUGCAUUCAUUUGAUGGAUGUAAGGCUGCUUGUUUUAGUCCUUCGGGGACUAUGUUUGCAGCCCUUAGCACUGAGGCAUCUCAUCGCGAUGUUCUUCUUUAUGAUAUCCAGACCCAGAACGUGGAGUUUAGAUUACCUGAAAGCUCAAGUGGCCCUUCAGCACCGGGUCGAGGGCAUGUUCAGCCUCUUAUUCAUUUUAGUCCUUGUGAUACGAGGUUAUUGUGGAAUGGGACGCUGUGGGACUAUCGUAGUGCAUGUCCUAUUCAUCGAUUUGAUCAAUUUACAGAUUAUGGUGGUGGUGGAUUCCAUCCUGCUAGGAAUGAGGUCAUAAUAAACUCAGAAGUGUGGGACCUCCGAAAAUACAACAAACUCCUCCGAAACGUCCCCUCUCUCGACCAAACAGUCAUCACCUUCAACAGCAGCGGCGACAUCAUCUAUGCGAUUCUCCGCCGGAUCUUUGCCGCCUUCCGCACCAUUGAUGCCAUCAGUUACACCGACAUCGCCACCGUCCCUGUCGACCGCUGCGUCCUCGACUUAUCCGUAGACCCCACCGACUCCUACGUCGGCGUGGUCGCCAUGGAUGAUCAUGAAGAAAUGUUCUCCUCAGCGAGGCUUUACGAGAUCGGACGGCGCAGGUCUACAGAUGACGAUUCUGACCCCGAUGAUGGACCCGAUACCGAGGAUGAGGAUGAUGAGGAGGAUGAUGAGAAUGACGACGAUGAGGAUGCGGAUGAUUCGAUGCUGGGAGAUUUGGAGGAUGUCGAUGAUAUCGAUUCUGAUGAUUUGAGCAACGAGGAUGACGAUGGGGAUAGUGGUGAUGAGCUUGAAGGGGAUGGAGAGUUUAUGGAUGGGGGGCAUGGAAUAUUGGAGAUUAUGGCGGAGGGCGAGGAUGGUGAGGAUGAUGAUGAUAGUGAGGUUUUAGAGGAUUUUAGCAGCGGUGCUGAAGAAGAUUUUGAUUAUGGUUUUUGAGUAGGCUAAGUUUUUAUCUAUGGGGUGAGAGAGAGAGAGAGAGAGAUGUCCUGUAACUAUCCAUAUCAUUUUGAGCGUAUAAGAUAUUGGUGGGGGAUGUAAGUAGGGGGAGGAGUCGGGGUUGCUCUUUGUGGUGACUGAACGAAAUAAGCACCAUGCAGGCAAUUAUAUUUAUUUAUUUUUGCGCAAUUUUUGUUGCUGGGGGCCUCUUUCAAUCUUUCUCAAGGUGAUCAUUGGAUGAUGACGUUGGAUUUGAAUUUGUAGAUGAAGUAAAGCUUAUUGAAUCAGUGAAAGCUGCAUCCUCCUUGAUACAAAUGUCAUCCUUCUGUGCAAA